UUUCCCCUAUAUUAUAUCGAAUUCAAAAUUUUAAAACAAUUUCUCAACUCUCUGGGAAACCUUUCUACUGUAAAAAUGUCCAGUAAGAAAAAAGCCGAAGGAAUUGCUCUGCUUUCUCUGUACAAUGACGAAGACAUGGAAGAAGACGAAAAUAAAGACGAAGAUAAUUCUCCAGUUUUAUCGUCUCCUUCGCCACAAGCUUCUGCAGCCGUUGAAAAGAACGCCUCGAAAAGCCCUUCUCCUGCGAUUACAAAUCCUGUUGAGGCAGAACGGCCCAGCAAAUGUGGUCUGGGAAUUGUGGAUUACGCUCAUGAUGAAACGGCUGUGUCUCCCGAGCCCGAGGAGGGUGAAAUUGUUAGCACUGGUGCAGCUGUUUUUGGUCAAGAGACUCAAGUUGAAAAUGGAGACCCUACAGAGAAGACACCACCAGCAAUGGGUCAACACUUGACUCCUGGUAAGACUUCAACCCCUAAACCAGGUUUGCUGGCAGAAGCUCUUGCUAAGCCCGAAAGUGAUACACAAUCAGUUGAUUCUGCUACAACAAAAGAACCUGAAGUUGUAGCUUCUUCUGAGUUGAAUGGAUUAGCCAAAAUGGAGCUGCAACAACCAAAUCAGGAUCCUCUGGCAGACUUUCUUCCACCACCUCCAACAAGCAAGUGCUCAGAGGAGCUACGAAAUAAGAUCAAUAGAUAUCUUAUGUUAAAGAAUGCUGGAAGAAGCUUCAAUGAAGAAUUGCGCAAUUCAAAGGGUUAUCGUAAUCCUGACUUUUUGCAACGGGCUGUUAAGUAUCAGGAGAUAGAUCAAAUUGGUAGCUGUUUCAGAAAGGAUAUGUUUGAUCCACAUGGAUAUGACCCAAGUGAUUACUAUGAUGCUUUAGCUUUGGAGCUGAAGCGUGAACUAGAAAGAAGAGAACAAGAAAAGAAGAAGAGUCAAAGAGUAGAUUUUGUUCAUGGAGGACUGCAACCUGCAUCAGUACAACCAGUACCAAAGCCAGUCGUACAAGUUCUUGGUGGUCAGAAAACUACUGCUGGGGUGAUGGCUGCCAGUACGAAUGUGUCACUGCAGACUGCUACAUCAGCUACUGACAAUACAAAGAUAGAUAAUAGGAACAAGAAAAGCAAGUGGGACAAGGUUGACGGUGAUAGGAAGAAUCCUUUACCACCUGGAGCACAAGAUGCAAUGGCUGCUGCAAGUGCACAUGCUGCUUUGUUAACUUCUGCUAAUGCUGGAGCUGGUUACACUGCAUUUGCGCAACAAAAGAGAAAAGAAGCUGAGGAGAAAAGAUCACAUGAGAGGAGAUUAGAGAGGAGAUCAUAAUAGACUGUAAGAUGCUAUCAAGUAAAUUGAUGUACCAUAUCUCUCAGCAUGGGCCCCUCCAUGUGCUGAUUACGACUGUGGCAACAAGUAAUUUACAGGACUAACCAAGAGCAAGAAGCAAACCUACAGUGACUACUUUCAGCACCUCAGCCAUUCCAUUUUCAGAAUGCAUUUAUAUCAAACAUCAACGAUGCAGAUAUAUUUUCAUCCUUUGGAUGUGCUGUGGGUGAAAAGCUUAGUGAAGACUAAAAGAAGUUCCUAUGUGGUCAACUGUCAAAAGCUAGCUACCAGUUUUUAUAUCGAAUUAGUAGCUGGCAAGUGAACAUAAGCUGCUGAUAAGAUUAAUUGAUGGAAGAGAAGGGGAACAAAGCCAUUCUAAGCAAUUGUAGGAUGCUGUAUCGUAUCUUAUGAUUCUGUGCAGCAAGUUAGUAGCAGUAUAUUUUAUUGUAUGUAGAAGUGUACUCAGUUUCAGUCCAUUGUGUUAAUUUUGUACAGUCAGGUUUGAUAAAUAGCAAAUGAUGUUAAUGAAUGGAGUGAAGAAGUGUAAGAGAGUAUAUCACUGGAUAUGUGGGGAGAGGAUAAUUCAUAAUAUUGGAGCAGGAAUUUCUAAUCUUCUACAAACCCUGAAUAAUAGUCCACCUUUUUGGUAGUUCGAAACAUUGUUUCAGAGAUGGCAGAAAGUACGUGUGCUGAAAUUCUUUUUAAUGUGAGUUAUUAUACUAUGUUUGUAUUUCCA
Messenger RNA from Cryptomeria japonica (Japanese cedar), 2053 nucleotides. RefSeq lists its product as uncharacterized. The transcript has 11 exons. Gene Ontology annotation, biological process: regulation of DNA-templated transcription. Lineage: Eukaryota; Viridiplantae; Streptophyta; Pinopsida; Cupressales; Cupressaceae. Gene Ontology annotation, cellular component: nucleus. The record is from RefSeq and is a predicted model, not a curated record. The coding region runs from base 76 to 1317 and encodes 413 amino acids.